This is a messenger RNA of Prorocentrum cordatum, 1076 nucleotides long. NCBI's taxonomy places the organism in Eukaryota, Dinophyceae, Prorocentrales, Prorocentraceae. The record is from the annotation of a GenBank genome assembly.
AGCCUUCGCCCUGGUCUGAGGCGGGGAAGCCAGCCUUCCGCCUGCAGCGGUCUUGUGUUAGAAAUCCGAAUUUGAAGUCCCCCGCGUCCGCUCUCGCACGUUUGCCUCAAUCCCCUCGGCGCUCCCGCAGCCGGUGGCUCAGACCGGUCUUCAUCUCUGGGACCUUCACUUUCAUACAUGUUUCCGCGCAUGCGUGCAGAGGCACACUUGUGCUCAUGACCGAGGCCGCGAAGCUGACCAGCUCCAAGCAUUGUGAUUAUGAUUCUCUGCUCGGUCCGGCUGGCGAUAGCCUGGAGGUUUCCAAGAAAAGUGCGGGAGUCACGACAAAGGGUAACUCUGUGCUGGUCACUGCUGGAGUCAUUAUCGGCGAUACCCUUGGCGCGGGGCUGCUGACCAUGCCGGGCGCGGUGUCGAUGUUUGGGUGGUUUGUAGGCAGCCUCUUCAUCGUCGGGCUGCUCGCCCUGAACCUGCACAUGUGCAUGUUGCUGUGGCGGAUGCGCAUGGCGUUCCCGCAUGCGCACACUCUGGGGGAGCUCGCUGAAGCGAGCUUCAGCAGAGCCCCCAAGUGGCAGCAGACUCUGAUGCGCCAGUUCACGGACAACGUGCAGUACGUAUAUGUCUUCUUCAUGCUCUCCGCCGACUCCACCAGCCUGGGCAAGGGCUUCGGGCUGCUGUUCUACGACGUGCACCUGUGCCUCCCCGUGUGGGUGCUGAUAGGCUCGGCUCUCGUGCUGCCCGUCCACGCACGCACGAAGUCCCUCGGGGGCAACAAGCCCCUGAUCCUGUUCAACUGCGUGGCCGUGAUAUGCUGCGUUCUGCUCUGCAUGCGCCACUUCCACCACGGUGGCGUGCUUUUCAGCAGGGGCGCCGGGACGUUCGAGGCCGUGACGCCCAUGACCAUGCUGGGGGUCUUGAACGGGCUGAACAUGAUGGUCUUCAAUUUCACGAUCCAGUUCAUGAUCGUGGAGAUAGCGGCCGAGAUGGAGGAGCCGCAGCGGCUCCCACUGGCGAUGUGGGGCUACGCGUACCCCUUCCUGGCUGCGCUCUUCACGCUGUGCGGGGUGGGCGGCUACUAU